AGAAGUUUAACCCUCCUAACUGCAGGUGGCGCUCUAGACUAGAGGAUCUAGAAGCAACAAGUCUGUGGUUGAGAAUAAGAUCAAACAUGGUGACUGUGGGACUGCAAAGAGUAAACGAUGAAGUGGCUGCUAAGCAUCCGGGGCUGUCUGAAUAUGCUGCCUGCCAGUCUAAUGCUUUUAUGAAGGGAAUUGGCACUUUCAUAUCAGGUUCAGGCGCUGCAUUCAUUGUACAGAAGCUGUUAAACACAAAGCUGCCCUAUCCCCUGCAAUGGAGUGUUCUUGUAUCUGUAGUUGCAGGGUCUGUUGCCAGCUAUGCAGUGACAAGAAUUGAAACUCAGAAAUGUAACAACCUGUGGAUCUACCUGGAGAAAGAGGAUCUGCUACAGUCGUCUAUAAAAGGAACCCAGCAGGCAUCAGACAGUGACCACAAAAAGAAUAAAUAUGGAGAUGUGGUUGAAUGAAUUAACAAUGACUCAUGUUAUUAAUAACAAUAUAAGCAUGGGGGACUUUCCUCCCAUGGGAUAAACUGAAUUAAUAGGAUGUGAUCAAUGACUGAGCAAUGUUUUUACACAGUAAUUCCAUAUUCUCUUUUUUUUAUUUUUACUAAAAUUAAAACAACAGAAGACAAACAAAAUGAUUCACCCUCCAUAGGACAAAUGACUUUAUGGAAAACAUCUCAUGGGAUUUAUAUCAGGUGCAUCUUUCUGACUAAUGUAGUAAACAUACUGAAACUGAUAAUUUAAGAAACAUAGCAAGGAACCUUUAACACUAUGAUCUAUGGCAUUAUUGACAUACACUUUAUUUUUUACACUCCUUUUGGAAAUGUGAGCUAAUAUUUCCAUCAUGCUUAUAAUCUUGGCAAGUAAAUACAGUAAAAUAUCCAAUGAUCCUUCACAAAUACAGGGUCACACUGUUAAGUUGGGACAGGGAAUGAUUAUGGCACCAAACAAUAAAUUUAUAAACAAUA
Messenger RNA from Bombina bombina (fire-bellied toad), 967 nucleotides. RefSeq names its product transmembrane protein 141 (gene TMEM141). NCBI's taxonomy places the organism in Eukaryota, Metazoa, Chordata, Amphibia, Anura, Bombinatoridae. The record is from RefSeq and is a predicted model, not a curated record. Bases 87 to 461 code for a protein of 124 amino acids. The transcript is spliced from 5 exons.